Molecule: messenger RNA, 5838 nt
Organism: Cuculus canorus (common cuckoo)
Lineage: Eukaryota; Metazoa; Chordata; Aves; Cuculiformes; Cuculidae
Gene: PKP2
Product: plakophilin 2
Exons: 13
Coding region: 74-2557 (827 amino acids)
Biological process (GO): cell-cell adhesion; heart development; protein localization to plasma membrane
Cellular component (GO): plasma membrane; nucleus; cytoplasm
Molecular function (GO): protein kinase C binding; alpha-catenin binding; intermediate filament binding
Source: RefSeq, a predicted model, not a curated record
UGGGCGAGGCGGGUCCCGCCCGGUCCCGGCGGAGCCAGCGCUGUGCCCGGUGGGGAGCGGAGCGGCUGUGCCCAUGGCCGAGCAGGGCUAUAUCCGUACCGUGCUGGGACAGGAGAUCCUGGGCGAGCUCGAUAGCUCCAGCCUGGCGCUGCCCUCCGACGCCCGGCUCCGGCUGCCGGGAGAACGCUCCGGGGAGGAGAAGGCGCUGCGCAUCCACCGGCAGGUCCAGCAAACGCUGGCCAGGAAGAGCCGCGGCUCCCUGCACAGCGGCAGUUUGCACCGUGCAUCCAGUGUUCCAGAGCGUGUCUAUAACAUCGGGAUUAUUGAAAAUGAUUUUGCAGCCAGAACUCCCUAUGGUUUCUCAUAUUACCAGUCAAACCAGGUGGCCUCACCAUCCUCUUAUGCAAAUGGCUGGGGGACAAAGAUUACUUACAAGACAAUGGAAGACAGAGCUCAAAGACAGCCUCUGAAGAGACUAGAGGUUUCACCCCAACGAGGUCCUGAAAGACUGUCAUGUGUUUCCAACGAUUUUCACUAUAAUGGAGGGAUUUCAGCUGGGUUCUCCAUGAGGCAUAGAGAUACUGGGAGAUCUAUCGGGACUAUACCACCAAGAUAUGCUCGGUCUGAAAUUGUUGGUUACACUCUUCGUGAUUCAGUGAACAGGGGACGCUCUUUUAAGAGACAAUCCCAUAUGGGGGCUACUAAUGAUGCCGUCCUCGAUUGUGUCUACCCCAGCCCCACUGUACCUCUGUACCAUCAAGCAGGCAACAGUCGCAGUAUGACCAACCUAUUGGAGAAAGAGAACUACCUGACCUCAGGCAGUGUGAUGGGACAAGUGAGAUCACCAAUUCCUUCUCAUUUAGGGUCUCAAAACAGGCAAUCUUUAAGGUCCAGCUGGUAUCAAACUACUUUCAGAAGCUCACAGAACAGGAGGGAACCUUCGCAGCCACCUUCAAUAGCCAGUGCUACUGGAGAAACAGAUGGGAAGAGGAUGCCAUUGACAGCUGCUAUGGCAGCAGCAGGGAGAAGUGGUUUCCUGCAGAAUGAACAAAUCACCAUCAAUGGAUCUCAGCUAGAGAGCCCAGAAGGGGAGAUGACUCUGGAGCUUGCAGUAAGCAUACUGAGGAGUGAAAAUACACAGUCCACGUCUAGGAUUCUUGCUGCAGUGACUUUCAUACAGCAUGAGUGCUUCCAGAAAGCAGAUGCCAGAAGAAAAGUUUUCUUACUUGGUGGUAUCCCCAAACUUUUACAGCUGCUUGAUGUUCAGAACGAGGACAUUCAGCGAGCAGCAUGUGGUGCUCUGAGAAACUUGGUAUUUGAGGACAAUGACAACAAACUGGAAGUGUCAGAACAGAAAGGGAUCCCACUCUUGCUCCGGGUACUCCGACAGGCCAGGGAUGUGGAGACUAAAAAGCAAAUAACAGGUUUGUUGUGGAAUUUGUCUUCCAAUGACCAGCUGAAGCACCUGUUGAUUAGAGAAGCCCUGCAGACUCUGACUGAAGCUGUUCUGAUCCCUUACUCGGGCUGGCCAGACCGAGAUUACCCAAAGUCAGGUGUUUUAACUGACCCCGAUAUCUUCUACAAUGCCACAGGAUGCUUGAGAAACAUGAGCUCUGCUGGCCCAGAAGGAAGGAAAAAGAUGAGAGAAUGUGAUGGCCUGAUUGAUUCCCUUGUGUAUUAUAUUCAAGGAACUAUUGCAGACCACGAGCCUAAUGACAAGGCCACAGAAAAUUGUGUGUGCAUUCUUCACAAUCUCUCCUACCAGCUAGAGAUAGAGCUCCCUGAGAGCUGUGCACACAGCAUAUAUAUGCAAAGAAGAAAUACUUCUCACAAUGAUAAAACACCAGGCUGUUUUGGAACAAGGAGCAGAAAAGUAAAAGAGAAGCAGCAAGACACCCCACUACCUGAGGAAAAGAGCAAUCCAAGGGGUGUUGAAUCACUCUGGCAUUCCACACUGAUUAGGAUAUAUCUCUCCUUAAUAGCAAAGAGUACCAGAAACUAUACCCAGGAAGCAUCCCUGGGAGCUCUUCAGAACCUCACAGCUGGCACUGGACCGAUGCCAUUUGCGGUGGCCCGGACUGUUGUUCUGAAGGCAAAUGGCCUUCCAAGUAUCCGAACUAUGCUGCAUGUAAGCCACCCUACAGUAAAGAAGACAGCAGUCUCACUGCUCAGGAACUUGUCUCGCAACACCUCUCUGCAAAGUGACAUAGCUAGAGAAGUUCUGCCUGAUUUGGUAUCAGUACUUCCCGAGUCUGUCCCAGCAUCUGAUAUUCUCUGUGAAACUACAGCAUCCAUCUGCUACACCUUGUACAAUUUGACGCAGAGCAAUUCUCACAAUGCUCGGCUUCUCCUGAAUGCUGAUGGCCUACCGAAGAUUAUUACCAUCAGCAUGAAUGACAGUAAUAUGUUCAGCAAAGCCAGUAGAGCUGCUUCAGUCCUCCUCUACUCCUUGUGGUCACAUACCGAUCUCCACAGCGCUUACAAAAAGGCUGACUUUAAGAAGGUGGAUUUCAUCAACUCUCGGACCACAAAAGCCUAUAACUCACUAAAAGAUUGAAUUAGAUCAUAACAUCUCUGAAGACAAAUGAGAUCAUACGUCAUCUAACGUAACUACGUUGAUGGAGUUGGUGUUGCCGUCAUCAACCAGAAAGUAACUCAGAAGAACGAGAUUGAUUUUAUAUGACUUGAGAUGAUAAGUGUUUUGUGGUUUUAAUCCUAGUCACCUUGUUGUCAUUGUAUAUAUCAAUAUAAGAAUACCCAAAGAUGGAUUCUUCAGGAUGUCUGAGCUGAAAUUUCAUCCAGGUUUACCACUAGUCAGAGCUUCAGAUAACUGCCUGUAGUUUAACAGGCGUUUAUACAGAGAGGUUUAAAAUGCUGCUUGGCAACAAAUUCUUUUCAGACUUUUAUACAGAUAGUUUUCUACAAUGGAUAAGCAUCAAGUGCACCGCUCAGGACACAGUAAUUUUUCACUCCUUUGUUUCUUCCCAUGCUAACUAAGAUUCUCCAGACACUGUGAGUAUACACAAGAAGCUUUGCUACCUGCAUUAUAAAAGCACCAACAAAGUUAAAAUUAUUAUUAUUUUUGUAUUGCUUGUAGUCAUGUGCUCACUGGUUCUUAAGCCUCUUUCCUAUGAGAUUUCAUCAGAAACAGCAAUAAAACUAAUCUUACAUAGGUGUCAAUAUGCCUUGCUCCUCUCAUCCUCCCUCACGUGGCUGUUGGAAUUUUUAACUGUCCAGAAAGGGUUUUAACUAGAACGAAUAUAUUUCAGACACUUUGGGCUGAAUUUAGAUCUCUUGUUUUUUGCUAAUUGGUUGAAAAGUUAGUUGCUGGUGAUUCAGUGAUUAUUUUAAGAAAACUGCCUUUUCAAAACAAUUCUGGUUUUAAUCUAUAUAGAGUGAAAGGAGUAGAGACUUGCCUUUAUUUUUGAAGAAAUAGAGACACACACAAGAGAUAAGGCUUCAUGCAGCUUAAGGAAUUCAUCUGAUCCUGCUUCAUAUUCUUUAACUUGAAAUUGUCAUCCUCCCUGCAGCAAUUAUAUGCAAUGUGAUAACUGAAGGACUAUGUCUGCAUCAGUGGGAAUAAGGUAACAGAAGGAGAAAAAUUACUAAGCUCCUAAAGGCUGCUCCCUUUAUACGAUCCUCAGAGAGGGAAAAGAAGCACUAGAAAAACCCUUCUCAUAUUUUAGUAAGCAAGAUUUAUCUAAACAAACUAGUAGUUAAAUUGUCCAUUAAAGCAAAAGGACAUUCAUAUAUAAAUAUAUAAAAUUCUGUGGACUGGAUUAUCAGAUGACAUAAUCUGGCAUGACUUUUCUGAAAUCAGGGAAUCUAAGCUACAUUUAUGGAAAUGAAGACAUAUUUUCAAGCCUUCCUUCAUGAAUGGAGCCCAUCUCGUACCCCUAGGCAGAACUGCUGGCACUGGAACAGUUACAGCUGUUCUUACCCAUAAAGAGAUGCAUAAUCCUUCAAGUAGGCACCUCACAGAGGAGAUCAUCAAGUCCCUUCAUUUCGACACUCCUGACCAAGGGUCUAGCUCCUAUCAGAAACUUAUAACUAGCGGAUUGUGACAUUGCACUGUGUCUAAACAUAUUUCUGGACACCAGGAGCUAAAUUCUGCUGGUAGGUGCACAUAGUUCACAUAGGGUUCUCAGGAAGUCCCACACAUACAUACAGAACAGAACAUGUCCAGAGGACUUAAGCAAACAACCCUGCUUUCCCGUCACAGAUCAUUUUCAUGAGUCUGUUAUUCCUCCACAUUUGCUUUGGAUAACUCAGAUCAAAUGCAUUCCAGUAAGAGGUUUUCAAAAUACUAUUGUUUUUUUAAGAGGUCAUUUUCAAAACACUCCAGGUCCAAAAACAACACGGGGGAAGGGAACUUACAGCACUACAUGUUGAGGAAAAUGUUUUUAUAAAUAUGACAGAAAACAGAAUUAAAAUCUAACUUUUUCUUCUAACUUGUUAACCCAAGUAAUGCUGCACGUGCCAUAAAUGAACAAAUACGUGGAGCCUGGACAAGUCUACUUUUAGUGCCCAAAAAAUAGUCGUAGAUAGAAUUAAUAUACAAAGACUACCCCUAGAUACAGAGUAGCACGGGAAUGAAGAAGUGCAGUCCAAGAUCAGGAAGGGAGCUUUUAGAAAUGUUUAAGUAUUGGUUUAGUUCCGUGAAACUCACACACUAUUUAAAAAACUAAAAAAAAAAAAAAUAAGAAGGAAAAAAAAAACCCAAUGCUGGACAUUUUCAAAUGCUUUACUUUCGUAUAUCUAAUUCCCAAUAAGAUGUCCUUAAGAACAAGUUACAGACUUUUUGGGUUGUUUCUGCUGACGAUGUCCCUUUAAAAUCAAAACAGUGUUCAGAAGUCACAAAGAAUAUCAGACCUUGCAACAACUGAAAGCUAUAAACAGGGAUGAGAAACAAUGACACAACUUAUUACAACUGAUCUCCUACUUGUAUGCAAUCAGGAACAUUUCAGGAGAUCUCCAAAGAAAGCAAGGAGUGUUAGUCAGAGAAGUAAUAAAGUGUUCUCUCUAAUGCAAAAAACCUGUCUUUGGUCUUUGUUGUUAUUAGUGAACCUACUUGCUAGGGUGCAGCAAAUUUAUUUUCAAGACCUAGCCCUUCCUUUAAAAGGGCAAACUGAUUUUUAAAUUAAAUCUAGAUACAGAGACUUAGACUUUUCUACAAUGGAAGAGUGUUUCUGAAGGCAAACUGAGCAAUGCUCCUGUUGGCAUCAGAGUGCUCCAGCAAAUAAUUUCUUUUUAAUUAAAAAAAGUGUUACAUCUCUCUUUGUCCAGUAUUGCUGACCUAUCAAAGCACCUGGUAUCCUGUGCCUUCACCCCUCUUUCGCUAGUCUUUGCCCAUAAACUUUACCGUGGACCAUAUCACCACCAGAGAUGUCAAAAAUAAUUAGGAUCAUCCUCACUGUAAUCUUGAACUUGGGAAAUAUAACCUCCUCACUUGCUCUUUUACAGAGAGGAGAUUUGAGACCUUGAAUUUAAACAUACUGGGUAGAAUCCAAAAAGUAUUUAGCUGGACCAGGAGCUGGCUCCAGGUCCUCCUGUUUGGAAAUAGUUCCUUAACCACAAGUCAGUACAUCCACCUUUCACUGAAUUGUUUUAUUAGAAACUGUAAUUAGUAUGGAUAACAUUGUAGUAGAUACCACAGAAUAUAUACGUUGAUUCAUUGCCAGAGAAUUAGUCAUUCCUUUCCCUAUUUCAUCCUCUUAUGGUUUUACUACUGUCAUUGCUCGUAAAUAUUGAUGGUGUUUUUCCUCCCUCCCUCGCUAAAUAGAACUCAACUAUGUAAAAAUAUUGCAUUACAUUGUGCACAGACACAGGGUUUAGGUU